GACAAAGUAUACCGCUACAAGACGGCUGCUCUUGAAAUCCAAACUAUUGAAGAAGGCCACGUCUAUGCUGGUGGCUGAAAAAGAGCAGAAUAAGAGAGAACGAGAUGACGCUCUUAAUGAAAGAGUUCCUCCUCUCAAACUCUCUGGUCUGUCAGCACAGGAGCUGCAGGAGCUUUGCAAGGAUCUUCACCACAAGCUUGAUGUCGUUGAUGAAGCCCGAUAUGACCUUGAGGUCAAAGUGGCUAAAAAUGAUAAAGAGAUCCAGUCUUUGACCCAGAAGAUUUGGGAAAUGAAGGGUUCGAUGAAGAGAACCCAGCUGAAGAGGGUUAAGAAGUCGGCUGAUGCUAUGUUUGGUUCUCUGAACGAAUCGAAAAUGUCAUCGAAGGCAGAUUUCAAAGCCAACCUCAAGACAGUAAAGAAAGAGGAAGAAAAGAAAGAAGAGGUCACCGACUGGCGUAAGAAUGUGGAGGCCAUGUCUGGAAUGGAGGGCAGGAAGAAGUUGUUUAAUGCUGGACAGUCAUAGGCUGAUUUUCCGGCACACCUUUGAGAAAAGAAAGCCGGAGGUUUUACCAAGACAUGAAAGCAUCCAGCACUGUAUAUGGUUUGAUGCAAGAAAAUCCACAAAUGCUAUAUUGUCUGUUUAAAUUAAUGCUACAUUCUAUAACAACUGUGUAUAAUGUUUGUGCUUUUGUUGUUUUGUAAGUCUUUACCAAAUGUUACAGUUUCUGCUCUUUGGUGCGAUUUGAAAACUGUCUGUUUAAAUGUAUUUGCAUCUGAAACUUAAUGUGAUAUUUUAGUGUAUUUAUGAGCAAUAGAGUCACAUAUUAUUUAGAUCAAUUGUAUGCAAUGUUGUGAUGCCAUGGAAGAUAAGACAUCACAAGAAAUUGUAAGACGUCCUACAAAUUGCAAUAUGAUGGCAUUCCAAAUUAAAAUGUCCCUUGCUAUGAAAACAAUAUUUGUGUUGUUUCACCAGACAAACAUGUUCCUCAACGUUAUUCUGCAUUUGUGUGUGCGUAACUGGUUUUAAGUUACCACAUGCUGCCCAUGUGUCCAUGUGAUGCAAGACAUGAUUC
Triplophysa rosa is the source of this 1073-nucleotide messenger RNA. Its product is annotated as troponin I, slow skeletal muscle-like. Gene Ontology annotation, cellular component: troponin complex. The record is from RefSeq and is a predicted model, not a curated record. Lineage: Eukaryota; Metazoa; Chordata; Actinopteri; Cypriniformes; Nemacheilidae. Gene Ontology annotation, biological process: muscle contraction. The coding region runs from base 65 to 523 and encodes 152 amino acids. The transcript is spliced from 6 exons.